This is a messenger RNA of Lethenteron reissneri (Far Eastern brook lamprey), 8224 nucleotides long. Its product is annotated as dopamine receptor 2-like. Gene Ontology annotation, biological process: G protein-coupled receptor signaling pathway. Gene Ontology annotation, cellular component: membrane. Gene Ontology annotation, molecular function: G protein-coupled receptor activity. NCBI's taxonomy places the organism in Eukaryota, Metazoa, Chordata, Hyperoartia, Petromyzontiformes, Petromyzontidae. The record is from RefSeq and is a predicted model, not a curated record.
AGAGAGAGCGAAUCUCAUUUGCAUUACAAAUUUGACCUCCCCUGGGAAGAGGUCGCGGAGAGGCGCGUGGUGGCUCCUACGACGGAAAAGGCUCGUCCCGCACAUCUCUGCGUCCCGUUCACUCUCACGCGGGGAGAAGGAAGGAAGGGAGGCAGCAGGAGGAGCAGCAGGAGGAGGGCUCGCAGCAGAGAGAGUGAGAGGCAGGCGCGACUCACUCGCAGCACCAAAGUUAGCUCUGCAAGCACCACCACCACCACGAGGAGGGAUCGCCGGAGCAGCCAGAGCGAACUCAGUGGCAGGCACCACGGUCCACGCAUUCGUGAGACACCCCAAGAACAACCAUCCCAAGAAAUCAAAAUCAAACAAACGAACUACAAUGCCUCCCCUCUUGCCCACGCCUCUCUGCACCACCACCAUCAACAACAACAACAACUCCGGCAGCGACGAUCUCAUGUGGGCGGCCUCGCCUCCCUGGUGCAACUCCUCGGGCCUCACGGAGCGCUCCUCGGUAGCGUCCCACUUCUCAGCGGGCACGGUCGCCUUCCUCGCCUUCCUGCACAUCUUCGGCUUCGUCGCCUUCGUGGGCAACUGCCUGGUCAUCUACCUGUUCGCCACGGCCGAGAUCCGCCAGAAGAACAUCUACUACUACUUCGUCAUCAACCUGUCCGUGUCGGACAUGCUCGUGGGCCUGGCGUUCCCCUUCGCGCUCGCCUCCAUCUACGCGCCCGCCCUGCGCACCUACGCACACUGCGCCCUCUCGCUCUGCGUGCUCGGCGUGCUCGUCAUGGUCUCCCUCUCGCAGAUGUUCGUCAUCAGCCUGGACCAGUACGCCGCGGUGAGGUGCCCGCACGGCCACCGCCGCCUCGUCAACGCCUUCCGCGCCAAGGUGGCCAUCGCGCUCGUGUGGCUCUACUCGGCCGCCGUCGGAGUCCUCCCGUUCGCCGUGUGGGCGCGAGACGACACCGCGGGGGCGCCCACCACGUGCCACGUGGGCGCCGUCUUCCCCGAGGACGCGACGCGCUUGUACUUCGGGAGCACGUCCGUGGGAUACACGCCGCUCUUCCUGCUCACCGGCUACUUCUGCCUGGCGCUGCUCGUCUCCGUGUCGCGACGCACGGGGCAGAUGCACGGCUCGGCGGGCAGCCGCUGGAACCGCGCUCGGCAGCAGCGGCAGCAGCAGCAGCAGAAUCAUCAACAGCAGCAGCAGCAGGAGAAGCAGCAGCAGCAGAAGCAGCAUUCGCUCACGUCGGCGCUCACGCCGGGGGCAGGGUCCAGGCCGGCCGGCCUCUGCCGGGGGGGCAGCGCGAAGAGGAAGGGCAGCGGCGUGUCCGUCGCGUCGGAGACGAGCAAGAGGGCGGCGCGUCCCGCCGAGCGAGAGCACUCGAGCUCCUCCACCUUCGAGAUGUCCUCGGCGGACACGGAGCGCACGGCUCAGAGCAGCGAGGACGCGGCGGCGGCGGCGAGCGGGGCCUUCGCCUCGGCGAGCGACGCGAAAGCCGACGAGGCGAAGGCCGACGCGCCGAAGCCGGGCGGCCUCGGCGCCAACGGCGGCGGUGCCGGCGGCGGCAGCGGCCGUAAGGGCACGUCGGGCCGCGGGCUCACGUACCGCAGGGCGGCCGUGACGCUGAGCAUCGUGGCCGCCUUCUUCCUCGUGUGCCUCACGCCGUCCCUGCUGCUCGCGCUGUACAACUCGGCGCGGGACGCGACCCGCUUCUCGUCGGGACGCAUGGUCGCCUCGGUGCUGGUGUGCGUGAACUCGGCGGUGAACCCGCUCAUCUACGCGCUGCGCAUGAACAAGCUCCGCGAGCGCCUCUACGCGUGCUGCCUGCGCCGCCGGCAGCGCUCGCGGCGAGGCCUCGACAGCGUCGAGGACGAGAGGAGCCCAUCCUCGUAGGCGCCCGUCGCGCGCACGAGCGAGAGCCUCGUCGCGCCUCGUCGAACUUCUUUCGCGCCGUACGUCAGGCGACUGUUGCUGAUCGGAGGUGUGCGCGCGCUGGGGUGGGUGGGGGGCAAGGACCACAAACUGAAGACAACAAAACGAGUUUAAAAAAUCUGGAUGAUGUCAAAAGUGACAUCGCUCCCCGGUGGCUUCCUAAUAUCGGGAAGGAAGAGCGUGGCGGACGGCCGCUGAGGCGCGUCUCAAAGCGCCACGCGAUGCGGUGGCCGCCGUCUUCGUUCGAUGUCGGAGCCAGAAGCCGCCGCCGCCGCUACUGCUGCGAGGAUGACCGUAGCUUGCGUGAUGAUGCUUUUUGCUCCUUACGAUAAUAACAGCAACAGCAACAGUGUGUUUUCAUCGGUGUCGUCCGGGCUAUGCCUUCUUGUGCGCAUUGUUGUUCGAUGGAUCACGCUCGCAUCCAUCGUUUGGGGGGUCUGAGACACACACACAACUUUGUCGGGGGGCCUCUCCACGACGCGAGCCACGGCCACGUGGCUGUGGGAAAGCCACGUGGCUGUGGGAAAUCCACACGGAGGAGGAGGAUACCAGCGGCGGUGUUCACUGCGCCAAUCGCGGACCGUCCCCCCGCAUUCAAUUGGAGGUCACGCCGUCAAGGAACGGCCCGCUCACCACCAUCACGAUCCGUGGGGCCAGGUCGCCCCGUAGGUGUCCACUGCACAUGUCGUCAAUUGUUGUUUCCACUCUCCUCUCUGUCUUGCAGUGCCAAAAUGCUCAAGUAGUGGCCACAUCCCUUUUUUUUGGCCCAAUCUCUUGAUGUGGUCGUCACCAAGCCAGUUCCUCUGAGGUCUCCCUCUCUUUCCGGGUCUUUCCAUUUGUCCAAACAACAACAACACGACACUUUUAAGCGCUCCGGUAGAUUUUUGUAGAUUUCUAGGACCCACUGUUUUUUUUCUUGGGUUUCUUCCCAAUUGCGCAAUCGGCUCCUUCCAUUGCAAGAUACGAAGACAAUGCCAUGGAGAGUUCUCGGAGACAGUGGAGACUCCCCACCCCCUCCGCGAUAGAAGAAAAAAAACGCCCUCUGGAGGAUUGCAACCACGGGACUUCUUUGUUUUCAUGAACCACACACACACACGCUGAGCGGUGGCGUGAUGGGGCACACGUAUGGGAUCAAACCACCCGCUUCGGCCCUCGCAGCUGGACUCGCAGCCUCAAUGAAGAGAACAGCAAGUCGGUCACCCCUCGGGUUUCACCUGCGCGCAGCCAUUAGAGACCCGCAGAGAAGGCCGGCCACACGCGAGACGAUGACAAAUUGUGGGGAAGGUGGGGGGGGGGUCCCAUCAGAGGCGGUGAUCGACACUCCGUGUUUACAUCGUAACGCGUUCGACUCGUUCCGCCCCAUCCUCGUUACCGGCACGGCAAGGUCGAUGCCCCUCGAACAGCUCCGCGAGCGAGCGAGGGACGCGUGCGCAUUGUGACGCAAUCGCAUGACGCGAGGAACGGAGCGAUGGUGGUGGAGAGAGGGAUGCCCCGGAUUGUUCCGUGACCUCACGUAGGAAGUCCCCGUGAGUGAGGGUAACCCCCCCCCCCCACUCCCCUCUCUCCACCCGUCUCCCCCCACCGCAAACAGCCCCGCCCCCGCGCCCUGGUCGAACAGAGGCACGAAUCGCGAGCGAUGAUUCUGUUUUGACAGCUCGCAACUCACUCGGCUCCUUCUCUGCGUUUAAAGGAUUUGGCGCAUCGGGAUGAUUGAGUCUCGCCUCUGCGUUCGCAAAAAAAAAAAACCCGCAAACGUAAAGAAAAUCGCAGGAGGAAGGGCGCGUGGAUAGUGCUCACAGUCGUUCAUCACGAUCGUGGUUAUUGUUACCGUGAGAUCAGUCUCGACACGAAGUGGAGGAUGGGGGGUCCCUGUAGAGGCGAGGGGAAAAGAAGCCCUGGAAGUCAGACGUACAGAGAAACACACACGGAGAAAGAGAGAGAGAGACACGGAGAGAGAGAGAGACACACACACACGGAUAAAGAGAGAGACACGGAGAGAAGGACAUGCAGAGAGAGAGAGACGCAGAACUAUAGAGACAGAAUGAGAGACACGAAGAGAGACAGAGAAACACCCAGAGAGAGAGACGCCGAUAGAGACACGGAGAGAGAGAGACACACACACAGGCGGUCAGAAUCCCGAGUCGCGGGGAGAUGGACACAGGCAUCCGAGUUUCUCACCAUUCGACUUGAACAGUGCUCCAAACUCUGCACCGAACAUUUUGCAUCCACUAGUCACAAUGAACACAAACUAAACAAAUCACCAUCCCUUUAGAUGAUGAUGAUGACACGUGGUGCCAGCGAGCACCGAUUAGUGCCACGAAAGACAAAGAUCCCCCGUAUAGCCUUAACGUACUAUUGUAGCAAGUGCUGAUAGCGGGCACCUAUGAAGGCCGGAUCGGCACACGAGGGGGUUCCAGGCCAACACCACGCCCGGCCGCCUUUGUCUCCCCAGUACUGAUGUUUACACACCGCACCAGGUACUCAUUUGAGGCUGAGUCAACCCAAGGGAGGGCUCACCACUGCAUUUGGUGGUGAAGGCGAAUUGAACUCGGGUGGCCGGGGUUGAAGCGCAGCGCGUACAACAACAACAGUCGCCAUUCGACAAUAAGUGGUGGUAAUGUCACCACGGCGCUUGUGCCAGGCUAGGUGCACGUUGAGGCCUAGUGCGUACACAAACAACACAGACACGCAGUGCCAUAAGUCCCACAAAAAAAACGCCUUAGCGAAGUUUUAUUUAAAAAAACAAUAUAUAUAUAAAACACUCUCUCCAAUAAAUGUGUGUUGUUUGUCAACCGCUGUUAAUUUCCCACGAUGUGUAUGGCCAACGGGAGGCGAGUGCGUGUCGGUUUUGAUGUCCGCGUGUUAGUCCACGUCUCAUUCGUGUCCGCGAGUGUGGAAAGUGGAAAACGACGAUGAGUUGGAAGCUCAAGGCACCCAACGCCCUUGGCACGCACAGAGCCAGGCCCGGUCGCCCUCUGGGCUCCGAGCCACCCAGCAGGGGACAGAUAAAGGCUCGUGGUUGACAUGGGCCCUGGAUUUCCUCCAUUCUAAAUACUGAUUCUGAUCUAUAAAAAGCUUUACAACUUUUUUUUGGUUUGACCAGGUAAGGCCCACUGAGCAAUGUAGCUGUUAUUCAGGAACGACCUGGCCCCAAAUGAUAACUCAACCAAGUGGCGAAUCACCCAGUGGGGAUUUCAAGCAGUAGCCAAAGACUCUAAACGCGUGAUGUUGAUUCUAAAUAUUGAUUUAAAAAAACAGGAGGACCCGGAGAAAGACACACGCGGCCACGGGAAAGACAAAGAGAACAUGCAAACUCCAAACAUACAAGCGUCAGGGUUGGGAUCGAACCCACGGUUGGAAUCGAACCCACGACCUCCUGUAUACCAGGCGAGGUAGUUAACAUCUCCUAGCCACCGUGACCUGAUGCGUGGGCCCCAGUGCAGUUUCACCGCUUACACGCUCAGUAAUCUACACCGCUCGCAAUUACCUGAGAGCUUUUAGACAAAUCUGAAGUUGUUGCCAGCUCCAGGCGGGUGCAUGGGGCAGUCCGUAUCUGCUGUGUUACAGCGCCGGGGAGGAAAAUCCACGUUCGUAUGGCGAUGACGAAUUAUUCCAAACGACACAGGCGUUGUUGAUUUCCCACAACGUGGUAUUUAUUCUUAUCGGACCUGGAGUGAUGAAUGGCAGGGCCGACCCCCUGUUUAGGAUUUAAACACGCUCCAACAACGACAAAGAUCCUCCAUAUAGCCUUAACCGACUGUUGGGGCAGGUGCUGUUAGCGAGUGCCAGCACGGCACACGAGGGGGUGAGUGGCCAACACCACGCCCGGCUGCCUUUAUCUCCCUAGUGGCGAUGUUUACACAUCACACCAGGUACUCGUUUUAGACUGAGUCGACCUAAGGGAGGCCCAGGACCGGUUCAAAUAACCGUCACCGAUGUUGGCCGUGAGCGGGAAUCGACCCCGGGUCGCCGGGUUCGCAGUGCAACGCGCUAACCGCUACACUACUACCGCUUGCCCAAACACUCACUCACCCGUGUUCAGCUCACCCCUUGGGUAUGCCCCGAGUUGAGGUCGUUUCUCGGUCACGGCUAACGUCGGUGGCGAGGGUUAUCGAACGGGCCCUGUGCAUAGCCUCACCUUGACCCAGACCUUGACCCAGACCUUGACCCAGACCUUGACCCAGACCCCGCACUCACCGGCCUGGUGAAGCACGGUCCUCGUGGUCGACACACGGGCACGGGGGCAGGCCUUCAUCCAGCAGUGGAUUGAUGAAGGCUCGUUAAUCUGGUUAUUUUUUAUAUAUACAAUGAAAGUGCCACGCUCCGUCAGUGUUAAACUGAUCGCGGACAUUGAUUAAGCGAUUAGCUUGUGGAUGGUUGAACAAAAAGCCCGCAGAUUGUCGAUUCACGCGAAACUGUGGGUGCGGAGUGUCACAUGGAGUCUACUCCCCAUUCUCCUUUAACAUUCACCCAGCAGAGCCUCACGGAGCCUCACUGUUCCCAGCAGAGCCCACGCUAAGGUUCGCAGUGAAGGAAGAUGGGGCAGUGGGGAGGCGAUAUUCCCAUGCAUUUUCCAAUUGAGUAAAUUUAGUCAUUUAUGGGUCUUAUUUUUAUUUUUACAACUUUGACAAAUUUGGAACGAGUAAACGCCGGCUCACGUGCAGGCCUGCUACAUUUCUUAUAAUGUCAUGGAAUAUAUUGACGUCCACUGUAGAACAGGAUAAACGGACGCGCGUAUAUAUAUAGUUACUGUUUUUGCACCCGCAGAAUUAAUGUACUAGGGCGGCCGCUGGGAACUGAACCGCGAAUCUCUGCAACUUCUUUCGCGCCGUACGUAGCCAGCCGUGCCAAUCGGAGGUGCGGGAGAAUGACAAGAAACUAAACACAAGACGCAGUUCUAAAUAAAUGAGUUUUCAACCUAGAUGAUUUAACAGUGCAUCAUAGCUCCGGUGGCUUCCUAACAUGGGAGGGAAGAGCGUUCCAGACGGCCGCAGAAUCGCAUCUGAAAGCGCCACGCGACGAUGCGGUGGCCACCGCCUUUGUUCGAUGGCCGAGCCAAAAGCCGCUCGCGUGAUGGUGGUUUAUGCUCCUUGACGAGAUCAGCGAGGUACCGAGGAAUAAUGCCGUAGGAAUAAAAGGAAGUUGUUUUGGAACGUUUUGCGGUUUUAACUUAUUGACACGUGGUGGACACGGUGAGGUUAGAAGGGAUUGUAACGAGUGGAGUAACGAUGUAAUGCCCUCCUAGCGCUUUGUAUAAUUGUAAACCUCCUCCGUGUUGUACAUAUCUAAUUGUCUGUAUGAACGUCAAUAAUAAUUAUUAAUAAUAUUGUAAAAGAAGAGUCGAGGCGUAGCGUCGUGCGCAUGGGGCAGCCUAGAGCGGCCUAGAGCGGUCUAGAGCGGCCUCGAGCAGCGUUCUUCGUUGCGAGGCCCAGGGCCACUAGUGGGCCCUAGUGGCCUUUAGUGCGGCCCCCGACAACACACACAAACUAAAGCGGCAGCACCAAGGCCGUAGCCAUGGAGUCAACAUUGGGGGGGGGGGGGGGGGACCAAAUCUUCCACGGGGUCUGCAGGUCCCCCCCUAGAAAAAAGAAAUCUAAAUUUGAAAACUAAUUUUCUGCCUAAAAUGUAAAAAAAUGCACUAACACAUGGGAUGGACUUUUUUAUGUUUUACAAUACUGUCUAAUAGUGUAUUGUAUUACAUUGCUCUGUUAUUUUUUACUUGUUCUUGUUUCAUUGUAUGUAAUGGCAGAUAUUAUGAAUUAAUAAAGUACAACCAUAACCACAAUCAUAUAAACAGAAAUCUAUUUUAUAGCAAUAUAUUGGGGGGGGGACAUUUUGAGCAUAUUUGAAUAUUGGGAGAGGGAUGGGUCCCCCCAAUAUAUAUUAUAAUUACGGCCUUGGACAGCACCCCCCAUCAUCAUUACCACCGUCGUCAUCAUCGUGCUGCUGUCAAACCCAACAAUGGUUUCGUGUUGCGCACUCACGACGUCUUAUCGGCGAAAGUGGCCCCCUCCUGUGAAGAGCGGUGAAGAACGCCGACUUGGAGAGCGACACACACACGCGCCGCGCUAUCGCGUAGCCGACGAAGUAGAUGCUGCGGUAGAUGCCGUCGUCGUUCACAACUCGCUUAGAAAACAAACACGAUUUGUAUUCUUGCUUCACUGAAUGAGCCCGAGCCACACAGUACCGUGUGUACGAGGACGUUAACGGAGCCGACGUGCGUGCGCGCGUGUGUGAGUGUGUUCCCGAUCGAGAGAGACCGCAUUCAAUAAACCCUCGUUGCAAAAAUGA